Hippocampus zosterae (dwarf seahorse) is the source of this 1988-nucleotide messenger RNA. It is a transcript of the gene glcci1a, whose product is annotated as glucocorticoid induced 1a. The record is from RefSeq and is a predicted model, not a curated record. The transcript is spliced from 6 exons. Lineage: Eukaryota; Metazoa; Chordata; Actinopteri; Syngnathiformes; Syngnathidae. Gene Ontology annotation, biological process: podocyte development. Gene Ontology annotation, cellular component: cytoplasm. The coding region runs from base 689 to 1447 and encodes 252 amino acids.
UUUUACCAGUGUUCUUUAAUACAGUAUCUGUACUUAUACUGAAGUAUACAGUAUUGUUCUUUUCACGUAGGAGCUCUGUGCUGGAGUUAGAUAUGUUAUGAUCUGUUUGUGUUUUGUUUGCUGAUAAAACAUGUCAAAUGAUUGUUUUAAGCUCUCAACAUGGCGUUACAGGAGCUAUUUAAAUUGGUCUGAAUGUGCAGCAUCAUUGGGGUCUCUCCCGGAGAGUAAUUUCAUCAUAUCGCUUUUUCCUCCUCUUGCAGUACCGCCAUCCAGUUGCAGGCUCAUGCGCGCCAUGGGGCCGUAGAAGCCUUUGGGUGGAAACCAGCACAACCCAACUGUCUUGUGUUCUUCCUCGUUAGCUGGAAACAAGGCUGGAUUGACCUCGUCCCGUCGCUCAAGUCCCAUCAGCCCGGGUGCAGGCAGGUCGGACAUCUGGCUGGUCCUCACAGACGUUCACCCCUCGACUACCAGGAACUCACCAACACACGCGUUCUCAUAUUCAGAAUCCGAAGGGGCUGAGCACUCCCGGAGUCCGUUUUCCUAGAUACUCCCCUGAUGAAUGUGAUUCCAGCAGACUGCAAAGCUCUGGACACAGCUCCGGUGUAAGCAAAGCUGUGACCCCAUCGUUGAACUUAAACGACACCGAAAAACAUUCUGCACCAGAUCCGGCUACACCCAGCGCCUUUCCAUGUCGAAGUCAGCCCAGAUGCCGCUGUCCAACAUCACGGUGUCAAAGCCCUCAAUCUCCCGGGUACCCAGCAGCAUGGAGGGCAUCAACCAUGAGCUGGAGAAGGUCUUUAUCAAAGACAGCGGAGAGAAGGAGGAGUUAAAGUCUCUCGAGGUUCCCGAUGGCCGCCGGGCGCCCUUCCCUCCCCAGCAGCGCAGCAGCUCCAGAGGCACUGACACCCAAAUCCCUUUGGCCCCCGGGCGGUCCAGCAGUUGCUCCAGCCUAUCACCCUGCCCUUCACCUGCCUGUCCAUCAGAAUCGCAUGACAGCAGUCCUUACUCCACAGAGGAUUUACUCGAUGAUCCCGAUAAAGACAGUGAAAGCAGCUCGCCACUCCCCAAAUUCGCCUCCUCACCCAAACCCAACAACAGCUACAUGUUCAAGCGAGAGCCGCCUGAAGGUUGUGAGAAGAUUAAAGCCUUUGAGGAGAUGAGCUCCCGGCAGUCCACAUCAGCAUCGGUUCCCCUCUUUUCCUGUCCCGACAAAAACAAGGUCAACUUCAUUCCAACCGGCUCCGCAUUCUGCCCCGUUAAACUCCCGGGCUCCCUCCACCUCAUGUCAGCCGUCCAGUCUGAAGAGCACGAGGACGGGACAGAGUCAACGCUGCACGGGGACCCCGCUGAAGCCUCGACAAGCGACGCCACAGAUGAUCCUCCAGAGUUGCCCGGCUUACCCACAGAGACUGCAGAUCUGCAGAGAGACAGUCCGGCCAUCAGCUAGAACUGAGCAGAGCUGGUCUCUAGCUCUGGGUUUUACCUUUGUCAUGUAUGACCAGUGACUCUCCCAAAACACCCUCUUCUGCUCUGUCAGAGGGGAGCCUUGGUAAUCUCUGCGCUGACUCCUGUGACCCCUCUACUAUCUCUGCAUGAUGUACAAUCCGUCUCUGGACACCAAUAACCACUUUGACCACCAAGACUGACACCUCAAUGUUCUGCCCUGUAUUACUACCCAACCCGCUUCUGGCAAGGAAAAUCGUAAUUUGUAAUGUGCAGGAAACAUAGGGAAGAAUGGAGCACGAAUGGAAGGGACACGCAUUUUAAACAGAUAGUAUAUUUCUUAUUAAAUUAUGUAUUGUGUUCUGUUUCAAACAUUUGCAGAUUGAAUAAACUCUUUACGUAUGUGAGUGUGUGAGACUCCUCACCCUCAGGCACAAAACUGUGUUUUGAGCAGAAGCCCAAUAAGUGUUGACUGAAAAUCACCAAUUUUCAGAUUUGUGAUUUAAACAUGAGAAAAAGAAGUAAAGGUCAUUUGGCAAUUGGAA